Molecule: messenger RNA, 1160 nt
Organism: Harmonia axyridis
Lineage: Eukaryota; Metazoa; Arthropoda; Insecta; Coleoptera; Coccinellidae
Product: cuticle protein 6-like
Exons: 2
Coding region: 115-774 (219 amino acids)
Cellular component (GO): chitin-based extracellular matrix
Molecular function (GO): structural constituent of chitin-based larval cuticle
Source: RefSeq, a predicted model, not a curated record
CAUGAAAAAGAGAAGAAAUGUAAACCAAUCAGUAUUCGUUUAUUAUAAAGGAGUAAAUAUAUCCGAUCGAUAUCAUUUCAGCUGUGAGUGUUGUGCACACAGGGUAUAAUCAAUAUGAUUGGAACAGUGACAAGAAACGGGCUUGGAGUCCUCGCACUUCUAUCAUGCUGUUUGUGUCAGCACUUCGGAGGUCAACCACAAUAUACCCAAGCACAGCAACAAUACAACCCCCAGUUCAUCCAGAACACCCCACCACCAGCACAAAUCUUAUCCCACAAACAGGGUCAAAACCACGAUGGUAACUUCAAAUACAUCUUCACAUCUGACAAUGGAUUAGCUCAAGGCGAAACCAUCUCACCUGAUGGCUCAAGGAACGGUGCCUACUCCUACACUGACCCCACAGGCAAAAAAAUUUCCGUCAAAUACACCGCUGGUAAAGAAGGCUUCAGGAUCCUCGAAGCAGACCACUUACCAAAGGCCCCACAGCCAAUUGCUCCCCUCCCAGCUCAAGCUGCCCCUAGCUACGCUGGCCAACAGUACAACUUAGGUGGAGCUCAAGAUGAUGGUCAAUACAGGCCUGAAUUGUACGAAAGACCUGCCCAAUACCAACAACAAAGAGCCUACACCGCCCCUGCUCAAUACCAGCAGAGAGCCUACUCAGCACCUGUGCCACAAAGCGUACAAGACAACAGCAUCAACGAGAGGGAUUACAGUGAUGAACCUGGAAAAGCUCACAGUUUCGGAAAUGGAUACGUUUUCGAAUUCUCGGGUUGAAUCUUUAACCCUUGUUUUAGUCUUCUUAUUUCUAGUUUCAUUCUUUUCCUCAGUCUAUUCUUCAACUUUCGAAUCACUUCUUUCAGUGAACAAUUAGACUGAUUCAAAAAGAGAGUAAUCCCGAAAAAUAUGAGAAUGGGAUUAAGUCUGUUGAAUAGAUUCGAAGCUCACGUAUAAAGAAGUGUCAUAAGUCAUUUAUUUUAAAUAUUAUAUAAUAUGUGAUAUUUAUUAUAUAAUGUUGAAUAUUUAAAAAUUGUACAUUGUUUUACAUCAUAUGAAUUUGUGUGUUUUCUUGCGAAUGUUAGAAACGAUGUUAACUCUUCUGUGAAUCUGUUAUACUUUGUUAUUAUUCUGUUUUCUUUCUAUAAAAAAGAUAUUUGUUGCAA